AGUUCGGCUGUCAAAGCGUUAAAAACGAUGGAAAACUCGCGGGUGCUGAGGUGUACGAAUGUGGUUCUAUUACUAACCGGUUACCAAAUAUAUUGGUUCGAUAUCAAGUCACAGAGAUUCGUGUUGUCCUUGCCAGGAGCGGUUAACAUCUUUGUUCUGGGUUGUGUCUAUGCCGGUUGUUUUUCACAGCAUUUUAAUCCAAAAUCUUCGCUUUUGAAUCUCCUCCACGAUGUAUCGCCAUUCCUAUUUGGACUAACCAGAAUGCAGCUGCUCUUGGGAGUGAAGGCACUGGCCUACGCCGUUUACUCCUCGUUUAAGGCUAUUGGAGCCAUUAACUCCCUCGUGGAAUCACUUCCUCGCAAUAAUAAUGGAAUUAGCAAAGAUGAGGUCAUAGCCUACGCAAUGCUGACUUCUACGUUUGGUGUCCUUUCCUGUUUCGGGUUCUAUAUAGCCUUCGAAAUGAAGUUCGAGCUGCCUCCACUCCAGGAUGCCAUGAUCGGAGUGGCUCUGUUCAUGCCCCACUGGAUAUUGGCGGGAUCUGUGAGGUUAUAUACCAUUUUGGCCUGGUUAACUCGUGGGCAGAUGGAGCAUCUCCAGAAGAACAUAGAAGAAGUGUUAAGUGCUAAUCUGACUAAAGAGGAACCCAACUUGGCUUCCACCUCCUUCACAGUUUCUGCGAGUAACACGAGUCUGGAUUAUCUGGAAAGCCUCCGGAGAAGAUUGGAGAUACUUGGCGCCAGAUUUAAUUACAUUUUCAAGGCCCUUCAGCACUCACUGAUUUUCCUAUUCGGUCUGAACUUUAACUGCCUUUUGGGUGGUAUAUAUUCCUUUAUUUACUACCGAAAUACUUGGCAUGUCCUCUUCGAGGAUCGCAAACAAAGAAUAUUCUAUGCCGCAAAUGCUUCCAUCUAUGCCUGCAUAGCCUGUGAUUACAUAUGCCUAUUGUUUGUUCAGUUUAUGAUGGAAAAUAAGCGUUUAAGCUUUGUGAAAUCUUUGGAUAUGACUUUGUCCCCGCGAAGUGCUUUGCCGAAGAAAAUGCGUUCUUUUGUAAAGGACAUCAAAGUUAUACUUUCCAAGAAAUUUCAAUCAAAAUUUCAUUCUAUAUGGCGUUUUGAUAUUACCCACUUUAGUCUGCUUGUUUUCCUUCAAAUGAUAAUAAUAGCCUUGGUUGUGGUAUUUCUUUAUUUAAAUGAUGAAAUUAAUUUGCUGAGGGACGAAUUAAAUAGUAAAGAUGAUGAAUAAUUUUUUAAUUUAAUAAUAAAAAAACAAUAAUCAAGUAUUAAUAUUGUAUAUAAUAUUGUUUAUAAACUACCAACUGGAGACAAUUCCGACUACUAGUUUUUCAUAAACUUCCAGCCAAGGAAGAAACUCUCCUUGAGGCACUGUGGGAUAACAACACGCAAAAUGCCGGCAAAUGAACAUAAUUCGAGUUAGGAAAUCUACAUAAUAUUUACUGUGAUGCCAGCCGGCAACCACCCA
Molecule: messenger RNA, 1479 nt
Organism: Drosophila ananassae
Lineage: Eukaryota; Metazoa; Arthropoda; Insecta; Diptera; Drosophilidae
Gene: Grl40a
Exons: 3
Coding region: 28-1242 (404 amino acids)
Source: RefSeq, a predicted model, not a curated record